AUGUCCUCUUAUCGUUCCCUUCCUCAGAUGCAACGCCUCCUUGUUGUUGCUUUGAUUCUGUGUGGUUUAGCCGCAAUAGCAACAAAUGCCAGCACGAUCAAUAUUCUCAGAGGUAAACCCCAACAACAACAACAACCAAUAGGUUCUACAUCCGGUAAUCAGACUCGUCCAGGAACUUUUGAACGAAUUCUCAUCGUUAAUUUUGAAAAUCAGCCUCUCCAACUCACUCUUUUACAUGAAUACUUUAAUUAUGUGGCAUAUAAAGUCGGAUCCUUGUUGGGUCAAUAUUAUGCGAUUACUCAUCCCUCACAACCAAAUUAUUUAUGCCAAAUAGCAGGAGAUUAUUUCGGACAUAAUUCAGAUAGUAACGUGAAUGUGAAUGCCACCACUUUGGUCGAUUUGUUGGAAGCAAAGGGAUUGACCUGGAAGUCCUAUCAAGAAGAUUAUCCAAAAGCAAACUCUGGUACUGGAUCAUGUUAUGUUGACGCGAAUUAUCAAAAAUUGUACUACAGAAAACACAAUCCUUUCAUGACUUUUGACAACAUUAGAAAUAACCCAAAUAGAUGUCGAAAUAUUGUGUCUGCAGAGCAGUUGGAUAUUGACAUUGCUUCUGGAAAGCUUCCAAACGUGAUGUAUUACACUCCAAAUAUUGAUAAUGACGGUCAUAAUACUGGAUUGAAUUAUGCCAACGAUUGGUUUGCCAAGUGGUUGCCAUCAAAAUUGAACAAUCCAAAUUUCAUGAGAGGAACUUUGAUUUUUGUCACAUUUGAUGAAGAUGACUACUUGUUCGAAAAUCAUAUUUAUGCUGUUGUCAUUGGUGACAUGGUAAAGACUGGUAUUGAAGAUAGAAAUACUUAUAAUCACUACUCAUUGUUGAGAACUAUCGAAGAGAACUUCCAAUUAGGAACCCUUGGAAGAAAUGAUGCUACAGCCAAUUCUUUCACUUCAUGCUUCAAGAAUCAAUAA
This is a messenger RNA of Naegleria lovaniensis, 966 nucleotides long. RefSeq lists its product as uncharacterized. The record is from RefSeq and is a predicted model, not a curated record. The coding region runs from base 1 to 966 and encodes 321 amino acids. The transcript has 2 exons. Gene Ontology annotation, molecular function: hydrolase activity, acting on ester bonds. Lineage: Eukaryota; Heterolobosea; Eutetramitea; Acrasida; Naegleriidae. Gene Ontology annotation, biological process: phospholipid catabolic process.